Molecule: messenger RNA, 753 nt
Organism: Bursaphelenchus xylophilus (pine wood nematode)
Lineage: Eukaryota; Metazoa; Nematoda; Chromadorea; Rhabditida; Aphelenchoididae
Source: the annotation of a GenBank genome assembly
AUGGCUCCUGUUACUGAAUCUGCUGCUUCUUGCUCUGCCGAAUUUCCUCCUGCGCUUUUUAAUGCUGUUGCCAACAUGAGACUGGCUGAUGAUUCCAUUUAUGCCCUCAAUUUGAAGUUUGCUUGCCAAUCCAAGGUUAUCUACGACAUGAUCAAGAAUCUGGGAAUUAACUUUGAAGAAAUCAACGAACCUGUUGAAAUCCCAUGUGCUAACGUUACCAGAGACACAAUGGUUUUGAUUGAGGUAAGAAUUUUGCAAUUUUUAGUUUUUCAGUUUUAGGAUAUUACACUUGACAAGGCUGGUGAAUAAGGUCGAUUUUGAGUUGAAAUUUGUCCUUGACUUGAGUUUGUCAGGUUGCAAAAGAGUCUUCACUAUGACCUCUCGUUGUCAGAAACACUCAUUGCGGCGUGAUUUUUGCUCCGAAUACUAAAAAUAGUGUUUCAGGACUGGAUGGCCCACCACCCUGACGAUGAUCGCCUUUCAACCACCGAAAACGCCAAGUUUGACAAGAAUCUGAGCAAGUCCGAGCUGCGUUGGUUCCGUUUGCUUAACGAAGACGAGCUUUACAACGUGAUCAUGGCCGCCAACUUCUUCGACAUGCCUCAUCUACUCGACAAGUGCUGUGAAAAUGUGGCGUCAAUGAUUCGGGGGCGGACUUCUCAAGAAAUGGCCGAGAUCCUGGGCUUCGAAGACAACAUGAGCAAGGAGAAGGUGGACAGUAUCAGACGCGAAAAUGUCUGGCUCGGUGAUUAA